ACUUAACAAAAUCUUUUAGAAAAAUAUAUUCAGAAAAUGUUAACAAAGAAAAAGAAAGUCUUUUUACAUUCCAAUAUUGCCCAAAAGAACAUGGUUAUAAAAUACUGUAUUAUAUGUAGUCUAUAUGAGGAAUUAUAGGAAAACGCAAAACAGUAGAUAAGUUUAUCAACAUAUGCUAUAUGGCAAUAUUGUACUGGCCCGACAACAUUCUGAAAAUGCAAAAGAUAAUGGAAAAUAAAGAAAUGAGCAAAAAAUGUUGUUCUUUAAAAAUACAACUUAUGAACCCAUAUUGAAAAGGACAAUGAGGAAGAUUGAGAAAAACGACAUCAAAAUGUACUCCAACAGUUUCUUAAAUCUCAAAAACUGUAUGCUACAAUCAGGGAUGAUUCUACUAUAUAUAGAGAACUUUGCAUAUGCACAAAAUUUAACAACUGCUAAGACAGGAGGAUUGCUUCAAGCAUGCUGUGGAGAUGCUAUGUUGAAGGCCAACAUAUUCACCCAUUUCACAACACAUGACAACAAAACAUUACCUCAAUUGGAUUUCUAUGGAGACAUUCUAGAUCAGCCAAACAAACUUCACUAUCUUGUUCCACCUGUUCGUAGCGAUAGCGAGGAUGAUGAUGCUGAUGAUGAUGAAUAUAAAGAAGAGAAUAAAGAACAGAUAAUGGAGGUUAACUAUAACUGCCUAGAUGGUGUCAACAUUAUUCGUCUUGGUGAGAAUAAGACAUUAAAGGGUGGCCGCCCCUGGUACCAAAUCCUUAGUCCUGAUUAUCCCAGGGUCUCAACGGCAAGCUGCAACCUGACCUUUAACUACUUAGGGAAUGAAAAUACAAUGAAGAAAUUGCUGAAGUAUCCAAAUGACCUAAAGUGCCAGUUUGAACCAUACAAACUCCUGAGUGGGAAAGCCACUUAUAAGACUGUGUUACUGACCAUCAAAAUUCCUUAUGAAGAUGAAUACCUAUUUUGGGCAUCUGUGUCAGCCAACGGGAAAAUUGAAGGAAUCAAAUGCAGUCCGGCAAACUUUCCACCGAUGUCAUUCUCUCCAUGCAACCAAAGUGCAACAAAUCCCUCUUCAAGUAAAUCAGAUGAAGAUGAUGAAGAUAUCUCCUUGCCACCUAAAUCAUUCCCUCUAUGCAUGAAAAGACCAACAAU
Molecule: messenger RNA, 1152 nt
Organism: Owenia fusiformis
Lineage: Eukaryota; Metazoa; Annelida; Polychaeta; Sabellida; Oweniidae
Source: the annotation of a GenBank genome assembly